AUGUCAUCGAGGCAGCCGGUUGCCGGUGGCUGGAGAGCGAGUGCCGUGAGCGGCGAGGAUCACAGGCCCAGCGGCCAGUGCUUCAUGGCUGCCGACGGCCAGCUCUACUGGCAACCGACACCACAACGCGGCGCCGCCCCAAGGGGCAACAAGCAAGGACCGGGACCCCGCUUCACUGGCUAUGAGAAGCAGUACUCGCCUUAUGAAGAGUACUCCCCUCCCGCUGUGCCGCAGCGGCCCACGAAAAGUAGGAGGGCCAGUCGUCCAGUUCUCCGGGAGGCCGAGGAGAGCGGCGCUGGACCGGAGCCCAAGCAGCCGACCCCGACACCGUCGCGAUCAGAAAGAGGAAAGGAAGCCCCUGACUCAAGGCAAGGGGCGGCCAAGCCGGCCGAUCCCGCCCAUGGGGCACAGCAGCCCACAGCGGAGGCAGAGCCACGGAAGAGGAAGCCGUCGGUGUUGCUGUUCCUGGCGUGCUCCGUGGCGUUCAUCGCACUCGCCGUGGCGGUCAUCCUGGUGUACACCUUCGGCAGCCCCGCUACGGCGAGGCGCCUCAAGAGCCCGCGCUUCUGCGGCGACGUGCCUUCCUGGAGGACGAACCGCCUCAAGAAUGACUUCAUGAAGUGCUCGGAAGAGUCCUGCUCCAAGAUCGUGUGCGGACCGAUCAACGACACUUGGUGCCUGACUGGGGCUCCGCCAUUCGAGAACAAGUGCGCGUGCUGCGACUGGUGCAUCGUCCGAGACCUCGUCUGCGGCAAGCGGGCUCGGGUGAGCAGCGGCUCCAAUCCGUACGCUUCCUGCCAGGCCAGUCGCGGACGCCUCUGAAGAGCCACACGAGAGAUUGCCUACCUUUGGCUGACGCAUCUCAAUGCAAGACGUACGUUGCAGUAUGAAAGGUGAUUGGCAAGAAAGCUUCAAUCUUAUAUUUAUUUCUCCUGCCUUCAAGUGUAUUUUGCCGUGAAAAAGUAGAGCACCUUGCGUGCAC
Dermacentor silvarum is the source of this 982-nucleotide messenger RNA. RefSeq lists its product as uncharacterized. NCBI's taxonomy places the organism in Eukaryota, Metazoa, Arthropoda, Arachnida, Ixodida, Ixodidae. Bases 1 to 822 code for a protein of 273 amino acids. The transcript has 9 exons. The record is from RefSeq and is a predicted model, not a curated record.